Molecule: messenger RNA, 3640 nt
Organism: Podarcis lilfordi (Lilford's wall lizard)
Lineage: Eukaryota; Metazoa; Chordata; Lepidosauria; Squamata; Lacertidae
Source: the annotation of a GenBank genome assembly
AUGGCGGACGGAGACUUGACGCGCGUUCCCGACGUGGAUAUCGACGAGGCCGACGGCGUCUUCAAGUACGUCCUCAUCCGCGUCACGGCGCCGGGCGCCGGGCCGGGGAAGGACGUCGUGCGCGGCUACGCCUGGGCCGAAUAUCACGGUGAGGGGACGCGGGCGCAGAAUGCCGGGGGCGAAUUCUGAUUGGCCGAGGCGCAUGCACGUCAACAGCGGAGGUGGGGAGAGAACGACUGUGGAGGUUUCCGAUUGGGCGAGGCCUAGGCGAGGCGGGGAGAGAAGGACGGUUGUGGGUUCCGAUUGGGCGCGGCCGGGAUGGAAUGCCGGUUGCGCGUUCCGAUUGGGCGAGGCGCAGGCAAGUGGACAGUGCAGGCGGGGAGAGAACGCCGGUUGCGGGUUCUGAUUGGGCGAGGCGGGGAGCGGUUGCCGGUUCUGAUUGGGCGAGGCGCAGGCAUGUGGCUAGUGAAGGCGGGGAGAGAACGACGGUGGCGGGUUCCGAUUGGACAAAGCGUAUGCUUGGGGCGGUGAUGGAACGCCGGUUGCGACUUCCGAUUGGGCGAGGCGCAGGAACGUUAUAUAGUGGAGGCGGGUUGUGUGUUCAGAUUGGGAGAGACGUGGGCGAGGCGGGGAGAGAACGCCGGUUGCGGGUUCCGAUUGGGCGAGGCGCAGGCUGGUGGAAAGUGAAGGCGGGAUGGAUCUUAGGUAGCGACUUCUGAUUGGGUGAGACGUAGUGACGGGCACAGAGAAGGCGGGGCUAGAACGCCGUUGCGGGUUCCGAUUGGGCGAGGCGUAGGCAUGUGGAUAUUGAAGGCGGGGAGAGAAGGACGUUUAUGGAUUCCCAUUGGGCGAAGCGGGGAGAGAGCGGGUUCCGAUUGGACGAAUAUUAUUACCAUAUUAUUGCGUUAUUAUUAUUAUUAUUACUAUUAUUUCCCUUCUAGCCGACAUCUAUGACCGGAUCUCGGAGGAUCUCUCCCGGCUGGGCUUUGAGUGCGAGUGUCUGGGCGGCGGGCGGAUCUCCCGCCAGAGCGGAUCCCGCAAGAUCCACGUCUAUGGCUACUCCGUGGUGAGUGAAUCUCCAUCCUAGAGGGGACUACAAUUCCCAUCAUCCCUUACCGCUAGCAAAGGAUCAUGGGAGUUGUAGUCCCAAAGAGCUGGGGAAAAAUACAGUUCCCAUCAUCCCUGACAGCUGGGCCGGCUAGCAAAGGAUCAUGGGAGUUGUAGUCCCAAAGAGGUGGAGGGAAACUACAAUUCCCAUCAUCCCUGACAGCUGAGCUGGCUGGCAAAGGAUCAUGGGAGUUGUAGUCCCAAAGAGCUUGGAAAAACUACAGUUCCCAUCAUCCCUGACCAAACAGUGGGGAAAACUACAAUUCCCAUCAGCUCUGACAGCUGGUCUGGCUAGCAAAGGAUCAUGGGAGUUGUAGUCCCAAACAUUGGGGAGAACUACAAUUCCCAUAAUGCAUAACCAGCUGGACCAGCAGUCAGGGAUGAUGGGAAUUGUAGUUUUUCCAGCCAGCUAGGGAUCAUGGGAGUUGUAGUCCCAAAGAGCUGGAAAAACUACAGUUCCCAUCAUCCCUAGCUAGGGAUUAUGGGAGUUGUAGUCCCAAACAGAUGGAAGAAACUACAAUUCCCACCAUCCCCAGACUAGUCCUGUUAGUUAAGGAUCAUGGGAGCUGUAGUCCCAAAGAGCUGGAAAAAACGACGAUUCCCAUGAUCCCUGAUCUCUGGUCCAGCUAGCUAGGGAUUAUGGGAGUUGUAGUCCCAAACAGCUAAAAAAACUACCAUUCCCAUGAUCCCUCACUAGCCGGACCAGCGCUCAGGGAUGAUGGGAAUGGUAGUUUUCCCCGCUAGCUAGGGAUCAUGGGAGUUGUACUCCCAAAGAGGUGGAGGGAAACUACAAUUCCCAUCAUCCCUGACUGCUUGUCUGGUUAGCUAGGGAUCAUGGGAGUUGUAGUCCCAAACAGUGGAAAAAACUACAAUUCCCAUAAUGCAUAACUAGCCGGACCAGCGGUCAGGGAUGAUGGGAAUUGUAGUUUUUCCAGCCAGCUAGGGAUCAUGGGCGUUGUAGUCCCAAACAGAGGGAAAAACUACAAUUCCCAUAAUGCAUAACUAGCCGGACCAGCAGUCAGGGAUGAUGGGAAUGGUAGUUUUUCCGGUUAGUUGGGGAUCAUGGGAGUUGUAGUCCCAAACAGUGGGGAAAACUACCGUUCCCAUGAUCCCUAGCGAGCCGGACCAGCAGUCAGGGAUGAUGGGAAUUGUAGUUUUUCCAGCCAGCUAGGGAUCAUGGGAGUUGUAGUCCCAAACAGUGGAAAAAAACUACAAUUCCCAUGAGCCAUAACUAGCCGGACCAGCAGUCAGGGAUGAUGGGAAUGGUAGUUUUUCCGGUUAGCUAGGGAUCAUGGGAGUUGUAGUCCCAAACAGUGGAAAAAACUACAAUUCCCAUCAUCAAUAACUAGCCGGACCAGCAGUCAGGGAUGAUGGGAAUUGUAGUUUUUGUGGUUCACUAGGGAUCAUGGGAGUUGUAGUCCCAAACAGUGGGGAAAACUACAAUUCCCAUGAGCCAUAAGUAGCCGGACCAGCAGUCAGGGAUGAUGGGAAUGGUAGUUUUUCCAGCCAGCUAGGGAUCAUGGGAGUUGUAGUCCCAAACAGUGGAAAAAACUACAAUUCCUAUGAGCCAUAACUAGCCGGACCAGCGGUCAGGGAUGAUGGGAAUUGUAGUUUUUCCAGCCAGCUAGGGAUUAUGGGCGUUGUAGUCCCAAACAGUGGGGAAAACUACAAUUCCCAUCAUCCCUGACCGCUGGGCCGGCUAGCAAAGGAUCAUGGGCGUUGUAGUCCCAAACAGUGGGGAAAACUACAAUUCCCAUAAUCCAUAACUAGCCGGACCAGCAGUCAGGGAUGAUGGGAAUGGUAGUUUUUCCGGUUAGCUAGGGAUCAUGGGAGCUGUACUCCCAAAGAGGUGGAAAAAACUACAAUUCCCAUGAUCCCUAGCUAGCCAGACCAGCGCUCAGGGAUGAUGGGAAUUGUGGUUUUCCCACUAGCUAGGGAUCAUGGGAGUUGUAGUCCCAAAGAGCUGGGAAAACUACAAUUCCCAUGAUCCCUAGCUAGCCGGACCAGCAGUCAGGGCUGAUGGGAAUGGUAGUUUUUCCGGUUCGCUAGGGAUCAUGGGAGUUGUAGUCCCAAACAGUGCGGAAAACUACAAUUCCCAUCAUCCAUAACUAGCCGGACCAGCGGUCAGGGAUGAUGGGAAUGGUAGUUUCCCGCUAGCUAGGCAUCAUGGGAGUUGUAGUCCCAAACAGCUGAGAAACCUACAAUUCCCAUCAUCCCUAGCUAGCCGGGCCUGAUGGGAAUUGUAGUUUUCCCCCUAGCUAGGAAUCAUGGGAGUUGCAGUCCCAAACAGCUGAGAAAACUACAAUUCCCAUCAUUCCUGCGAUUAUUCUUACUGCAUUUUCUUGCUUGAUGUCACAAUUAAAUUAUCAUCAUCAUUUUAUUAAUCUUAUUGAUUAUUAUUUUUAUUAAUUACGACUAAUUAGUAUUAAUUAUCUUGUAGGGUUUCGGGCGCGCGCCGCAUUCCGUCACCACCGAAAAACUGGGCGCCGCUUUCCCGGACUACCAAGUCACCUGGUCGGACGACGGCUACUGA